AUGAUAUAUCACUUGAACUCCACCUUUGGAAUUAUUGCAGCAUUUUCCCGUGUCGGGAUUGCGCCUGCUGCCUUCCUUGGAUGUAGCCGUUUUCAGACUUCUCAGGAAUCGAACCCUAAUUCCAAGUUACCCGUUAAAACCAUG
This is a messenger RNA of Ambispora leptoticha, 144 nucleotides long. Lineage: Eukaryota; Fungi; Glomeromycota; Glomeromycetes; Archaeosporales; Ambisporaceae. The record is from the annotation of a GenBank genome assembly.